AUGAAAUGCACCAAUGAAACGGUCACCGUCGAACUCAAGAACGGCACCAUCGUCCACGGCACCAUCACAGCCGUCUCGCCGCAGAUGAACACGGCCCUGCGCGCCGUCAAGAUGACCACCAAGAACCGCGUCAACACCUCCGCCCCGGGCGAGACCAUUUCCCUCGACACCAUCAACAUCCGCGGCUCGACCAUCAGAUACUUCAUCCUGCCGGACUCGUUACCGCUUGAUACGCUGUUGAUUGACGACCAGCCGAAACCCAAAAACAAGGCCAGAAAGGAGGGCGAUAGCACUCGCGCGAGAGGGCGGGGGAUGGGGAGAGGUCGUGGUGCCCCUCGAGGACGUGGACGAGGUAGAGGAAGGGGGUUCUAG
Molecule: messenger RNA, 372 nt
Organism: Capronia coronata CBS 617.96
Lineage: Eukaryota; Fungi; Ascomycota; Eurotiomycetes; Chaetothyriales; Herpotrichiellaceae
Product: small nuclear ribonucleoprotein D1
Exons: 1
Coding region: 1-372 (123 amino acids)
Biological process (GO): spliceosomal snRNP assembly; RNA processing
Cellular component (GO): catalytic step 2 spliceosome; U2 snRNP; U12-type spliceosomal complex
Molecular function (GO): RNA binding
Source: RefSeq, a predicted model, not a curated record